Messenger RNA from Saccoglossus kowalevskii, 681 nucleotides. RefSeq names its product E3 ubiquitin-protein ligase Midline-1-like. Gene Ontology annotation, molecular function: zinc ion binding. The record is from RefSeq and is a predicted model, not a curated record. Lineage: Eukaryota; Metazoa; Hemichordata; Enteropneusta; Harrimaniidae.
AUGCAUACAGUAAUUGACCACAUUUGGGGAUUGUCAGCUCGGGAUUCAAAUAUAAGUACUGUGAAUCGAACACCUUUAAAAAAAGGAGAUACCUGGUAUUUAGUUGACAGUAGAUGGUUCAAUAAAUGGAAGAAGUAUGUUGGUUAUGAUAGUUGGGUCAUGCGUGGAAUGGGUGAACAAGAAUCCUAUCCUGGACCCAUUGAUAAUUCUGGUCUGAUCAAGGAAUCUGGUUUAUUGAAAGAGCAUCUGAUAGAUGAAUUGGAUUAUAUAUGCAUCCCCACACAAGCUUGGAGAAAGCUUGUAGCAUGGUAUGGUAUAGUGGAAGAUCAACAUACUGUCGCAAGAGAUGUUAUUGAGGAUGGAAUGUUUGUCAAACACUGUAGAAUUGAAGUAUACCGCAUGGAACUUCACCUAAGUAUGCAUAUGAUGAAAGGACAUGUGGUAAAAGAUUUCAGUAAAGCAGAUACAGUAGGAAUGGUCCAAGAUAAAAUGCGGAGAAUAUUCAACAUUGGAAAAGAUAAAGAAACUCGAGUUUGGAACAAAUACAUGAAUAAUGCAUAUGAACUAUUAUCAAAAAAAGAUGACACAAUUAAACAAGCCAAUCUAUAUCAUGGGCAACAAUUAAUUAUUGAGGAACGGAACAAAGAUGGAACCUGGCCAAGGGCAAACAAAAAUCAGUAA